Messenger RNA from Balaenoptera ricei (Rice's whale), 3579 nucleotides. RefSeq names its product SEC24 homolog C, COPII coat complex component (gene SEC24C). Lineage: Eukaryota; Metazoa; Chordata; Mammalia; Artiodactyla; Balaenopteridae. Bases 118 to 3486 code for a protein of 1122 amino acids. Gene Ontology annotation, molecular function: zinc ion binding; SNARE binding. The transcript is spliced from 24 exons. The record is from RefSeq and is a predicted model, not a curated record. Gene Ontology annotation, biological process: intracellular protein transport; endoplasmic reticulum to Golgi vesicle-mediated transport; COPII-coated vesicle cargo loading. Gene Ontology annotation, cellular component: COPII vesicle coat; endoplasmic reticulum exit site.
GGGGGCGACGCGCCGGCCCCCUCGGAACCGGAAGUGGAGCCUGGGAGCCUUGACGUUAGGAACGAAGUCGAACCUGGAUCUGGAGCCGGGUGAGACCAAGUCGGGGAUGCUCUCAUAAUGAACCUUAACCAGUCAGCUCCACCUGUGCCGCCGUUUGGGCAGCCCCAGCCUGCCUACCUAGGGCAUCAUCAAUCCAGCUAUGGUGGGCAACCAGGGUCCACAACCGCCCCCACUUCCUAUGGAGCCUACAAUGGCCCAGUACCAGGCUAUCAGCAAACCCCUCCCCCAGGUGUUUCAAGAGCCCCACCUUCUUCAGGGGCACCUCCAGCCUCGACAGCACAGGGCCCUUGUGGCCAGACUGCAUAUGGCCAGUUUGGACAAGGAGAUGUACAGAAUGGGCCAAGCUCCACUGUUCAGAUGCAGAGGCUCCCUGGGUAUCAGCCAUUUGGGUCAGCCAUAUUGGCCCCUGUGGUCAGCCAGCCAGCUGUGCUUCAGCCCUAUGGCCCUCCCCCAACAAGUGCACAGGUGACUGCUCAGCUGGCAGGAAUGCAGAUCAGUGGUGCUGUGGCCCCAGCCUCUCCACCUUCAGGGCUAGGCUAUGGCCCACCAACAUCGCUGGCCUCAGCCUCAGGAAGUUUCCCUAACUCUGGUCUGUAUGGCUCCUAUCCUCAGGGCCAAGCUCCUCCCCUUGGCCAGGCCCAGGGUCAUCCUGGGGCCCAGCCUCCCCAGCGAUCUGUCCCACUACAGGCCUCCAGCUUCACACCCCCAGCUUCAGGGGGUCCUCGGAUGCCUUCGAUGACUGGUCCUCUCUUGCCUGGACAGAGUUUUGGGGGGCCCCCAGUGAGCCAGCCCAACCAUGUGUCCUCACCUGCUCCUCAAGUUCUGCCCCCUGGCACCCAAAUGACUGGGCCCCCAGGACCGCCACCGCCACCGCCACCUAUGCACUCCUCCCAGCAGCCAGGCUAUCAGCUGCAACAAAAUGGUUCCUAUGGACCAACCCGGGGCCCUCAGUCCAAUUAUGGAAGUCCCUACCCAGGAGCAGCCGCUUUUGGAAGUCAGCCUGGGCCUCCUCAACCAUUGCCUCCUAAGCGCCUGGACCCUGAUGCCAUCCCGAGCCCUCAACUCAAUGAGCUGCCUCCUCAGCAGAAAACCAGGCACAGAAUAGACCCUGAUGCCAUUCCUAGUCCAAUUCAGGUUAUUGAGGAUGACAGGAACAACCGGGGUUCAGAGCCAUUUGUUACUGGAGUACGGGGCCAGGUGCCACCCUUAGUCACCACCAACUUCCUCGUGAAAGACCAAGGGAAUGCAAGUCCCCGAUACAUCCGAUGCACAUCCUAUAAUAUCCCUUGCACAUCUGACAUGGCUAAGCAGGCUCAGGUGCCCCUGGCAGCUGUCAUCAAGCCGCUGGCAAGGCUGCCCCCAGAGGAGGCUUCACCGUAUGUCGUCGACCACGGGGAAUCUGGCCCUUUGCGCUGCAAUCGCUGCAAAGCAUACAUGUGCCCUUUCAUGCAGUUCGUUGAGGGAGGGAGGCGCUUCCAGUGCUGCUUUUGCAGCUGUAUCAACGAUGUUCCCCCCCAGUAUUUUCAACAUCUGGAUCAUACCGGCAAACGUGUGGAUGCUUAUGACCGUCCUGAGCUGUCCCUGGGUUCUUAUGAAUUCUUGGCCACUGUAGAUUACUGCAAGAACAAUAAGUUCCCCAGCCCUCCUGCCUUCAUCUUCAUGAUUGACGUCUCCUACAAUGCCAUCAGGAGUGGUCUUGUUAGGCUCCUCUGUGAGGAGCUCAAGUCACUGUUAGACUUCCUGCCUAGGGAGGGCGGGGCAGAAGAGUCAGCAGUCCGCGUUGGCUUUGUCACCUAUAAUAAGGUGCUCCACUUCUACAAUGUGAAGAGCUCAUUGGCCCAGCCACAGAUGAUGGUUGUAUCUGACGUGGGUGACAUGUUUGUGCCACUGCUGGAUGGCUUCCUGGUCAAUGUCAAUGAGUCUCAAGCAGUCAUCACCAGCUUAUUGGAUCAGAUUCCAGAAAUGUUUGCAGACACAAGGGAGACAGAGACAGUAUUUGCCCCAGUUAUCCAGGCUGGGAUGGAGGCUCUGAAGGCUGCUGAGUGUGCAGGGAAGCUCUUUCUGUUCCACACCUCCCUGCCCAUUGCAGAGGCCCCAGGGAAACUGAAGAACAGAGACGACAGGAAGUUGAUCAACACAGACAAGGAGAAGACUCUGUUCCAGCCUCAGACAGGUGCCUAUCAGACCCUGGCCAAAGAGUGUGUGGCCCAAGGCUGCUGCGUAGACCUCUUCCUCUUCCCUAACCAGUAUGUGGAUGUGGCCACGCUCUCUGUUGUACCCCAGCUCACUGGUGGCUCUGUCUAUAAAUACGCUUGCUUUCAGGUGGAAAAUGACCAGGAGCGGUUCCUGAGUGACCUGCGUCGGGAUGUACAGAAGGUCGUUGGCUUUGAUGCUGUGAUGCGGGUCCGGACAAGCACUGGUAUCCGUGCUGUAGAUUUCUUUGGGGCUUUCUACAUGAGCAACACAACAGAUGUGGAGCUGGCUGGGCUGGAUGGGGACAAGACGGUGACUGUGGAGUUCAAGCAUGACGAUCGGCUCAAUGAAGAGAGUGGAGCCCUCCUGCAGUGUGCCCUGCUCUAUACCAGCUGUGCAGGGCAGCGACGGCUCCGCAUCCACAACCUCGCCCUCAACUGCUGCACUCAGCUGGCUGAUCUGUAUCGAAACUGUGAGACUGACACGCUCAUCAACUACAUGGCCAAGUUUGCAUACCGGGGGGUCCUGAACAGCCCUGUGAAGACUGUUCGUGACACUCUCAUCACUCAGUGUGCCCAGAUCCUGGCCUGUUACAGAAAGAACUGUGCCAGCCCCUCCUCUGCAGGACAGUUGAUCCUUCCUGAGUGCAUGAAGCUACUCCCAGUUUACCUGAACUGUGUAUUGAAGAGUGAUGUCCUGCAGCCUGGAGCUGAAGUCACAACUGAUGACCGGGCCUAUGUCCGACAGCUGGUUACCUCCAUGGAUGUGGCUGAGACCAAUGUCUUCUUCUAUCCUCGGCUCCUACCGUUGACAAAGUCUCCCAUUGAGAAUACUACUGAACCACCAGCAGUUCGAGCAUCUGAAGAGCGUCUAAGCAACGGGGAUAUAUAUUUGCUGGAGAAUGGGCUCAACCUGUUCCUCUGGGUGGGAGCAAGUGUCCAGCAGGGUGUUGUCCAGAGCCUCUUCGGUGUCUCCUCCUUCAGUCAGAUCACCAGUGGCUUGAGUGUUCUGCCAGUUCUGGAUAAUCUGCUGUCCAAGAAGGUGCGAGGCCUCAUUGACAGUUUGAGGGCACAGAGAUCACGGUACAUGAAGCUUAUUGUGGUGAAACAAGAGGACAAGCUGGAGACACUGUUCAAACACUUCCUGGUGGAAGACAAGAGCCUGAGCGGCGGAGCAUCCUAUGUGGACUUUCUCUGUCAUAUGCACAAGGAGAUUCGGCAGCUACUGAGCUAGAGCAUGUGGGUAAACAGCAUAGGGUCCAGGCCAGCUUCCAGAAAAUACCCCAGGACAGCAGAGAAAUUGGGACAGUUCCAUAUAUUAUAAGUC